CCUCUCAUCUCCCUCCCCCGUCUGCCCUCAUCUCCUCCACCCUCUCAUCUCCCCCCACCUCCUCUCAUCUCCCCCACGAUGCCGAAGGCGCGCACCCGCAGGAAGAACCGAUUCCAGUUUGGGCUAAACCGACGCAACGCGGCGAAGCGGAACAAGCGGCGCGAGAAUCCCCGCAUCGAGUGCGACGUGGUGCGGGCCGCUUGGGAUGGACGGCGUUCCGCACGGAGGAACUUGGAGGACAUGGGGCUGGCCAGCGACCCCAACCAAAGUGUGCCCUUGAGGAUGAGACGCAGGGAUCUAAAAGAACCGGCGACAAAACCUCACGUAGCACAAGCCCUUGAGCAAGAGGCUGCGGUGCCGGUGACUCCGUCACCACCCAGCGUCUCGAACGACAUCGUACUGAUGGUGCGUCGACUGGUACACGCCUACGGGGAAGACUACAAGGCGAUGGCGAGGGACGACAAUAACCACUACCAGGACACUCCGAGUCAGAUCCGCCGUAAGGUGGAGCUUGUGAGGAGACAUUGCCCCCAGGAGUGGGAGCUCAUCAUCAGCAGCAGUACAGGCAGCAGUACAGACAGCAGUACAGACAACAAUACAGACAGCAGUACAGGCAUCACCACAGACAGCAGUACAGACAUCACCACAGAUCACAGUACAGAGCACAGUACAGAUCAUAGCAGCAGUGACAGCACGCAUUGAUAGCAGUACAGGAGACACUGUCCCCAGGAGUGGGAGCUCAUCAUCAGCAGCAGUACAGACAGCAGUACAGACAUCACCACAGAUCACAGUACAGAUCAUAGCAGCAGUGACAGCACGCAUUGAUAGCAGUACAGGAGACAUUGCCCCCAGGAGUGGGAGCUCAUCAGCAGCAGCAGCAGUACAGACAGCAGUACAGACA
Messenger RNA from Petromyzon marinus (sea lamprey), 901 nucleotides. NCBI's taxonomy places the organism in Eukaryota, Metazoa, Chordata, Hyperoartia, Petromyzontiformes, Petromyzontidae. The record is from RefSeq and is a predicted model, not a curated record.